GGAAGUGUCAGAUGAUGAAGAUGAAGAUGAAAACAAGGAAAGUGAUGAAAAAGAUGGCAAAAAAGCUGAUGAGGGAACUGCUCAAGAUUAUCCCAUGGCAAGUGCAGUGAACAUAAGUGAAACUCCAGCUGUUGCCACAGUGGAGAAGAAAGAAUAUGUUUAUGAAACCAAGGAAGAAGCUAAACAAGCUUUCAAAGAACUCCUACGAGAAAAGGAGGUUCCUUCUAACUCCACUUGGGAUAAUGCCAUGAGGAUGAUUGUUAAUGAUCCCAGAUAUGGAGCCUUGAAGAAAAUGAAUGAGAAAAAACAAGCAUUCAAUGAAUACAAAACAAAACGAGCUAAUGAGGAAAAGGAAGAACAAAGGCAAAAAGCAAAACAGGCUCGUGAGGACUUGCGUAGCUUCCUGGAAAAGCAUCCCAAGAUGCACUCUUCAGUGCGGUGGCGCAGGGCUGGGGAAUUGUUUGAGGGUGAACCAAUGUGGGAGGCUGUACAUGAAAGAGACAGGAAAGAUGUGUUUGAGGAUGUAGUGUUUUUCCUGACAAAGAAGGAAAAGGAAGAGGAGAAAGAACAAAGGGCACACAACAGAAAGCUGAUGUUAACAGUGUACAAUUCCAUGCCUGGCAUUACUUACAGGACCACUUGGGCAGAGGCCUUGCAGAUGCUGAAAGAACACCCAACUUAUAAGGAUGAUGAGGAAAUCCAAGAUUGUGAGAAAGAAGACAUGUUGAUAUCAUUUGAGGAGCAUAUCAGGACUCUGGAACAAGAGGAAGAAGAGGAGAAGCAAAGAGAGAAAAACAGAGUGAAAAGGCAACAGAGAAAAAACAGGGAAGGAUUCCUGGUCUUGUUAGAUGAGUUGCACAAGAGAGGCAAACUUCACUCCAUGUCUUUAUGGAUUGACUUGUAUCCAACCAUCAGUGCAGAUGUUCGCUUUACAAACAUGUUGAGUCAACCUGGGUCAACUCCAUUAGACCUUUUCAAGUUUUAUGUGGAAGACUUGAAAGCCAGAUUCAGUGAAGAAAAGAAAAUUAUAAAAGAAAUUCUGAAGGAUCAUGAUUUUACAGUUGAUGUGAACACUGGUUUUAGUGAAUUUAAUGACCUUGUCAAAGGAGAUCACAGGAGUGACACACUGGAUCCUGGAAACAUCAAAAUGUCAUUCAAUCAUCUAAUUGAAAAAGCUGAAGCAAGAGAGAAAGAACGAAUGAAAAAGGAAGAAAGAGAGCAAAGAAGAAGAGAAAGUUCCUUCAAGCAGCUCCUCAAGUCAUGUUCUCCAGCAAUUGAGGCAAAUUCUACUUGGGACGAGGUUAGGGAAAGACUCGAGGAAGAUCCUGCAUUUGCAGCAGUCACAGUGGAAUCUGAACGCAUAAGGCUUUUUAAUGAACAUAUUGGUUCACUUGAGGCAUGUACCCAUAAUCAUUCAAAAUCACACAAAAAAGCUAAGAAGGCCAAGAAACAUAGGAAAAGGUCAAGAUCUCGAUCGCUUAGUGGGGAGUCGUCUCAAUCUGAAGAAGAAUUUGCGAGAGAAAAAACAUCGUCACAUAAAAAGAAACGCCACAAGCGGUCACGCUCCAAGUCACCAGAAUCAUCUGCUUCCGAAUCAGAACAAGAAAAAGAAGCAAGCUCAUCAAAAAAGAAAAAGCACAAGAAGAAAUCAAAGAAGAAGAAACAACGAUCGCCCGAGGAAGACUCUGAGGGAGAGAGGUACAACAGAGAGAAGGAGGACAAAGAGAAGGACAGGGAUAAGGGCCGCCGAGAGCGAGACAAGAUUCGUGAAAAGGAGGCGGAUCGUAGUAGAGAAGGUGAAAGAGAACGGGAACGUGACAGGGAGAAAGAAAGAGACUACAAAGAGAAAGACCGAGACAGAGACAGAGAUAGGGAUAGAGACAGAGAAAAAGAUCUGGAUAAGGAUAGAGAGGCUGAUAAAGGAAAGGACAAGUCCAAGAAAUCACAGGAUAAGACCGCGUGGGAUACAACCUCUAGUGAGAGCGAAAGUGAACUGGAAAGCAGACGAAGAGCCCUGCUGAAGCAACUUGGUGCUGAUGGGGACGAUCACUAGACUGUGGCUCAGAAACCAAGAGAAAAUGCAACUUCGAAUGUGAAUAAGAACUGUGAUUAGAAGUUUGCUCCCCCUCCUCAUCCCCUCCCCCUCUCCCUCCCCUGAGAUGUCGAAUCGAAACAACUACCUCCUUUCAAGGAAUUUGAUCCUUUAUUGUCAUGUGUUGUUUUCUCUUUCUCAUUAUUAAUCCUCUAUUUCUUGUUCAACUGUAUCACAUCACGUGAUGUCGUUGAAUUCCUUGUAUGGAACAUGUUCAGGUUUGCUGACCACGAGAGCUACUUCCUGAAACAUGAUGUGAGACGUAUGUAAAGCCGUGUUUAAUGUUUACUAUGUAGCAGUAAUUCAACGACCUUAGAGACCAUUAAUAUUUAAAAACCAUUGUUAUCACAUGACCACGUGCGCUUUUGUUUGAAAACAGUUUUUUGAAAGAAAACCCUAUGAGGGCCGUGGGCUUAAGCGGGAGCAAGGCCGUUUCCAAAAGACAAAGAAAAAGUAAUGAAGAUAAAUAGUGUUGGUGAUAUGAUAAAGUGCGUAUGGACUUGGUCAAGCAAGAAUUACAAGUUGAAUUAGUUUGGUCAGGCUGGAUCAUCAUUAUUUGGCUCUUGGUCUUGACUUGAGUACAUCGCUAUUCUCGGUCGUAAUAUUGUGACCUCGAGCCGAUUAUUUUGUCGUCCGACCCACCCCAUCAAUUAGGUAAUAAUAUGUCAUAUCUUUAAUGUUCACUCUAGCUACAAGCCAGCUUCGUUAUCUCAAUCAUUUAAGUUCGUAAUUGGAAAUCCUGGGAUAACAAUGACAUGGAGUUUGCCAAGACCAAUCCAAAUAUCACCAUACAUAAUUUGUGGAGACCGUCUUCUCAAAGAAGUUCAUUAGUUGGCGUAUAUCCUUGCCCUACCUGUUAAAUAGUCAUGCUGGUAAUGUGUACGAACAAAAGCUGACCUAUAUACCACUGAAUAAAUACUGCGCCAGAAAAACCUA
Molecule: messenger RNA, 3028 nt
Organism: Stylophora pistillata
Lineage: Eukaryota; Metazoa; Cnidaria; Anthozoa; Scleractinia; Pocilloporidae
Product: pre-mRNA-processing factor 40 homolog B
Biological process (GO): mRNA cis splicing, via spliceosome
Cellular component (GO): U1 snRNP; U2-type prespliceosome
Molecular function (GO): protein binding; RNA binding
Source: RefSeq, a predicted model, not a curated record